CUGGCAGCUACAGGUAAGCACACACAAGCCCGAGUCUACAACUCUGAGAUUACCGGCAAAGUACCCCGCGUCACUUUUUCUGAAACUUCCCAUCUGAUGCUGCAAAGAGUCGUCCCGCUAUGCUGACUGGAUUGGAGGCAACAGCGUUCCUGAUUCUCUGGAUUGCAGCUCCAGUUCACCUCCAGGAUGAAUGUGAGGGGAAUUCGUGUUAUCCUCACCUCGGUGACCUCAUGGUGGGCCGUGUCGCCCAACUCACUGCGUCCUCUACCUGUGGCCUCUACAGACCACAAAGCUAUUGCAUCCUGGGAUACCUGGAGAAUGUGCAGAAGUGCUUCAUCUGUGACUCUAGAAGCCCCUACAGUCCCUACCAGAAUCCCAACAGCCAUCACAUAGAGAACGUCAUCACCACCUUUGAACCUGAGCGCAAGCUGAGGUGGUGGCAGGCUGAGAAUGGUGUGCAUGAAGUCAGCAUUCAGCUGGACCUGGAAGCAAUGUUUCAAUUUAGUCAUCUGAUACUGACGUUCAAGAGUUUCCGGCCUGCUGCCAUGUUGGUUGAGAGGUCGAAGGACUUCGGUCAAACGUGGAAGGUCUUCCGGUACUUCGCAGAAGACUGUGCCAGCUCGUUCCCCAGCAUCCCCGAAGGGCCAGCAGAUAGCCUUGAUGAUGUCAUAUGUGAUAGUCGCUAUUCCGGGGCAGAACCUUCCACCGAUGGGGAGGUGGUGUUAAAAGCUUUGGAUCCCAGCUUUAAAAUUCAUGAUCCAUACAACCCCACUAUACAAGAGCUGAUCACCAUAACAAACCUGCGCUUAAACUUCACACGUCUCCUAACCCUGGGCGACACUUUGCUCUCACGGCGGAGAAGGAACCCAGAAGACAAGUAUUAUUACGCCCUCUAUGAGAUGGUGGUUCGGGGGACCUGCUUCUGCAAUGGUCACGCCAGUAAGUGUGUCCCUCUGGACAGCGUACGUGGAGACACCUUCAGGGAGCCUGGCAUGCUGCAUGGUAGAUGUGUUUGCCAACACAAUACAGCUGGGUACAACUGUGAGCGUUGUCAAGACUUUUACCAUGAUGCCCCCUGGAGGCCAGGUGAAGAAACAGACUGGAGUGUUUGCAGAAGGUGUAACUGUAAUGGUCACUCAGAGAAGUGUCACUUUGAGCUGGCUCGCUACCUGGCCACCGGGGGGGUUAGUGGUGGCGUGUGUGAAAACUGCAGGAACAACCAUGUUGGACCUCAGUGUGAGCUGUGUGGUCCUUAUUACUACCAGGACCCCCAGCGCUUUGUGGAGGACCCUGAUGCAUGUAUACCUUGUGAAUGUAAUCCAGAUGGUUCAGUGGACGGGGGACUCUGUGAUCCAGUUACUGGCCAGUGUGUGUGUAAACAGAAUGUGGAAGGGGUGCGCUGUGACCGGUGCAAGUUUGGCUUCUACGGAUUCAGCCGGGACGACCCCAGUGGCUGUCAGUUGUGUGGGUGUAAUUUCAUUGGCACCAUUCGCACGGGCAACCCUUGUGAUCAGACCACAGGAAGGUGUAUCUGUGAGCACUCUGCUCAGGGCCCACAGUGUGAUGAGUGUCUGCCAGGUUACUGGGGCCUAGGGAAUACAGUGUAUGGCUGUAUACCUUGUGACUGUGACAUUGGUGGCGCCCGGAGAACUGAAUGUUCCUCAGAAGAUGGCCAGUGUGAAUGCAGGCCUAACAUGGUGGGUCUCAGAUGUAGUGACCCCGCUGCUGGAUAUUUCUUGGCUCCACUUGAUUUCUAUAUCUAUGAGGCUGAGAACGCAGUGCCUCUGGUGGCUCUACCAUUGGUGAAACCUGAAAGACCAACCAAACUUCCUCUUUGCCCGGUUGCCCCAAAACCCCCUCCAACACCUAAACAAGAAGUGCCCUACCCCACAAUACCCUCGGCAGUCACUCCUGCCACAUCAAAGUAUCCUGUCACCCUACCGAUCUGUGAGCACUACUUCAGACAGAGGGGUUAUGACUUCAAGAUCACCAACGGGAUGAUUGUAGUGAUCAAGCGUGAGAAACGACAUGCCAGAAGGCGAAGACAAGACCAGAGAACCAUCAGCUUUGAACCAGGCUUAUCUCUUCAAAUCAUCCCGAGACAGCGCACCCCAGACAAGCCUGUCACUUGGACUGGACUUGGUUUCGUGCGAGUUCAGGAUGGAGCAGGACUCAGAUUUACCAUCACAGAUAUACCAUCAACUCUUGACUACUAUUUAGUUGUCCGCUAUGAACCAGAGUCCACUGAUGACUGGACAGCAACUGUGCAUAUUGUAUCUCUUGGAUCAGGAGAUGGAAGUUGUCCAAAUGACCCAUCGGAUAAAGUCUUUACUCUUCCAGGGUCUGUAAGGGCAGCCACUCUGGAUGUUCCAUUGUGUCUCCGCUCGGGUGAUCAAUACCACAUGGAGUUUACUUUUAGGAAACAGCCUAAUGCCAACCAUCUGUCCAGCUCAUUCAUCCUAAUAGACUCGCUGGGUCUCAUUCCUAAAAUGGAUUCCCUUCCGAACUUCUGCUUGAAGUCACACCUAGCUGAGUUUCAACAGUACCGCUGUAUUGAGUUGGGAGCGCAGGUGGGAGAGCACACACUUCCCAAAGUAUGCGAGAGGCUUAUUGGAAGUAUAUCCGCCUUUAUUCACAAUGGUGCAGUCACUUGCAACUGUCAUCAAGUUGGAGCGUAUGACUCAUCCUGCAGUAAAUUUGGCGGACAGUGCGAAUGCAAGCCAAAUGUUAUAGGCCGCUGCUGUGAUUCAUGUGCUCCUCUGACGUAUGGGUUCGGACUCGAUGGUUGCUCACUAUGCGACUGUGAUCCGUCUGGCUCUACCGCUGAGUUGUGUGACCAGAGAACCGGUCAGUGUCCAUGUCGAGAUGGGGUGACUGGCCGUCGAUGUGAUAAAUGUUACCCUGGUUACUAUGGGUUCCCCCUGUGCAGACCUUGCCAGUGCAACAAGCUUGCCGACAUAUGCGACCCCGUCACUGGAGUCUGUCUCAACUGCAGGGAUCACUCCACGGGACCCGACUGUGAAAGGUGUAAAGAUGGUUUUGUUGGUGACCCUAUCUCUGAGGAACCUUGUGAGCCAUGCCUUUGCCCAGAGCUGAAAGGAAAUGGACCUUUCUUUGCUAUUUCCUGUAACAAAGAUCCGUACUCUGGGGUCCCAUACUGUGAAUGCCUGCCUGGACAUACAGGCCUACGCUGUGACAUGUGCGCUCCUGGUUACUACGGUGACCUGAGAUUGCCAGGUGCCCGAUGCGAUGAGUGUUAUUGCAACAAGAACAUCGACCCAGGUGAUGGCGAUGCAUGUGAUGCUUUAACUGGCGAGUGUUUGCGCUGCUUGCGCAACACCGAGGGGCCACGCUGUCAGAGUUGCAAACGUGGAUACUAUGGCAAUGCACUCGCUCAAGACUGCAAAGAGUGUUCUUGUGACCCGAGGGGCACAGAGGUGUCAAAGUGUGCCGCUGGCAGCCCCUGUUUCUGUGACCAGGAGACCAGCCAGUGUCCGUGCCGGCCAGGUGUUGAGGGAGGCCUCUGUAAUGAGUGUGUGGAUGGUUACUGGAACCUAGAUGGAGAGUCUGGGUGCCAACCAUGUAACUGUGACCCAGAAAAUGCCCUCAGCAAUGUCUGCGACAAGAUCACAGGGCAGUGCCUCUGUCCGCCAGAUUAUGGAGGCAGACAAUGUGAUGAGUGUGGGCCAAACCACUUUGGAGACCCGGAUAUCCAGUGCAUGUCUUGUGACUGUAAUAUGGAGGGCACGAUUUACCCAGCCUGUGACCCUAACACGGGCGAGUGCUUGUGUAAACCGGGAGUGACGGGUCUUUUCUGUGACGAAUGCGGCCCUGGUCACAACACCAACUUUCCCAUCUGUGAGCCGUGCCAUACCUGCAACCAGCUCUGGGAGAAGAUCGUCUCAGAUGUUAAACUAGAUACUGAGAGGAUGGAAACUAUAAUGCCUUGUCCAGAGAACUCUCGGCCUAUACCUGAUCUUGAACGGUUACAAUUGCUGCUGGAGAAGCUGCAAAGUCAGCUUAACGUGACGGAUGUGGAUGAAGUAAAAAAACUGGAGAAGCUCUUGGCACAAAUUAGGAAUGAAACGGAGACCAUAGACCCAAACCUAAUAAUUAUCGAUCCAAGCCCACUGCUCAACACUGACAUCGACAACAUUCACCUUGAGUUCAAUAGGCUGUUGAAGAAUCUACAAGAGAAGAUCAAAGAUAUUCCAGUGACCGACGUAAAAGCUCUAAAUGACAAUUUGAACAAGAUCAGGAAGCUCUAUGACGAGUUCACUGAGAAUGAGAAGAAAGUGGAAGCAGCUAAGAAGGCCCAAGAAGCCUCCAAGAAGACGAGAGCGAACGUCACACUGGAGCUUACCAAAUGUCGCAUAGGAGAAAUAAAUAAACUGGAGAAGAAUGUGAACGCUCUGAGUGUAGCCAAACUGAACGAGGAGAUCUGUGGAGCUCCAGGUGAUGUGAAGUGUGAACAGGCAAAAUGUGGUGGAGCUUCAUGCGGGAAGUGCGGAGGUCCGGGCUGUGCGGGGAGUUUACCCAUCAGCCUCGAUGCCUCCAGACGGUCAGAGUUGACUAUGAAGAACAUUACAGACCUCCACAGUAAACUCAAGGAAGACGCUGCAAAGCUCAUUAACAUGACAAAAUUGACCGAUGACAUCAAAGAUCAGGCAGAGGACAUGAUGGAUCAAAUGAAUCAGUCUAAAGACAGAUUUGAGAAGGAAAAGACUAACACCAAGAAACUUCUAGAGAAUAUCAAGAACUACCUGACAGAUGAGCUGGUGAAGCCGGAGGACAUUGAGAAACUGGCCAAAGCUGUGUUGUCAAUUCAGCUGCCCAAGUCCCCUGAUGACAUCAAGAAGAUGAUCGAGGAUAUCAAGAACAUCCUGGCAAACGUCACGGGCUUCAAUGAAGAUCUUGAACGCUUGGAGAAAGAAGCCAAAAUAGCUGAAGACAUGAAAGAGAGGGCGAAAGACAUUUUAGACAGAACAAAGCCAAUUGACGUGAAAGAUAUUGAGAAAGCGUUGAAUGAUACAGCCGAGCUUCACGAAAAGAUUGUCAAAGAUCUGGCCAAGGCAGAAGACAACAAUGACAUCAUCAAUGAAAAACUUAAUGAAACUACUCCUAAACUGGAAAGAAUUGAGGAUAAUUUAAAUUCAACCCGAACAAAAGAAUUACUAGACGAAAUGGAGGCCUUAAAUGGCAAAACAGAAAUGAACAGAGUUCAGGGGAAAGAGGCCAAGGAUGCAGCCGAUGUUGCCCUCAACAGCGCCGAAGACGCCAAUAAGGAUCUUGAGGAGCUGAAGGAGCAGUUUGAGAAAUUAAAAUCAAACAACAAGAACCAGAGCGUUAAUGAUGAGGCCAGUGAACGUCUGAAGAACAUUACAAUGGAGACAGAAAAGCUGGCUAAAGACGUUGAAGAUAAAAUGAAGCAAAUUGAAGACUUGGAGAAGAGGAUUCUAGAUGCAGCCCAAAGAAAAGAAGAGAAGAUGAAAGAUUUGGAGGACCUCCAGAAGGAGGCAAACGAUUUGAAGAACUUCAUUGUUGACAAAGUGGAAAAAUACGGGCUGUGCUCCACAUAGAGGCUUCCCAUCUUUAAAAUUCAAGGAAGUUUUACCAUUGGACAGUGCUGAAGGCAAUGCUCUGCAAAGGAUAAGGGGAUCAGUUCCUUUACGGGUUGGCUUGCUGACUUUUUGCUUAAAAUGUUUUGCAACAAACGGGUCCUCAUCAACUACCAGGAAUGGUUCUGUUUUAAACGACUACAGAUGUUUAAUAUUCCAUAUUUAAUAUACACGUAUAAUUUCAUUAUACAUUUUUUAUUGUAUUUAGUAACAUCACAAACUAGAGGCAAGUUCUAUUUUGAAAUGUAUGAUCUUGCAUGUCCACAGGGGGGCUCAAGAGAUAAACCAAAAAAGCCCAACCCACAAAGCAUACAUGUUUUGUCUAUGUUUAAGAAAGGCUCUGGUCCUUUGUGAAGCAUGCAACUAGACUGAAAAAUAGGAUUUACAUGGGCAAAGAUGUUAUAUAAUGCUUUUAAAGUUAUUCCAAAUUGUGUGUGCACUUUUUCCUCAAUUUAGCAUCAUGCAAGAAUAAGCAGCUCACCCAGGCGUUUAACAUUUUGCUUGUUUUUGUUUGCUGCCUAAUGAAUAAGCUAUGAAAACUUAAGGUUUCAGAGUGAAGCUUUACAGCUGCCUCAGUCAGUCAAGUUUACAUAGGACGCCUGCUGCUUUUGGAAUGUGUGCGUUUAUCUCUCACAGGAUGGCGUCUCUUUUGUGAUGCGGUGUUAACAGCCUCUCCAUUUACUUUUGACUUGCAAACCCAAAGGUAUUUUACCGAGUUCUGUUGAUCGUUACUUCAUUGAUCUCCCUGAGUGGAUCUCCCACCCCCCUUCAGCUGCUUCAGUGCUGGGACACUUUUCGUCUGAGAUGAUUAUAAAGUCACCAAAAUCUAAGACAAAGGGAAACAUCUAAAGCAGAUAAAGCUAUAUAAUGUGUGUGUCUACAACAAUAAAAUUGAU
Molecule: messenger RNA, 6514 nt
Organism: Triplophysa rosa
Lineage: Eukaryota; Metazoa; Chordata; Actinopteri; Cypriniformes; Nemacheilidae
Gene: lamb4
Product: laminin, beta 4
Exons: 35
Coding region: 120-5579 (1819 amino acids)
Biological process (GO): basement membrane assembly; substrate adhesion-dependent cell spreading; cell migration
Cellular component (GO): laminin trimer
Source: RefSeq, a predicted model, not a curated record